GCUCGAACGCGACUCAGUCGAAAAUUUGAAUCCGGUACGCGCGGACGUGACUCGGAUGGUGGAAGGAAACCCAGACCGCAAACGAAACCGCAACCAGAAGUCAAUUUUACGCGUUUAUAUCUGAAAAGGACUUGUGCUGAAGAGGCGGGAGUCAGGAAAACAAAAUGUGACAACAGAAACGAAGAAAAAAGUUAAUGGAAAGUGGCGAAGAAAGAAAAGAAGAAUUAAGACAAAGUUAAACCACUUGAUGUCCUCUUGGGUGUCCUGUGUCCCGUGUCCCGUGUCCUGCAGUGCCGCCUGUCGAGUGUCUUUUCCCGAAAUCACUUUUAAAAUUUGUUUGCUCCCGCCUUAUGCAAAUGGAUAUUAGAAUGCCGCGCUGAACUGCGAAGCCGAGGAGCAAAAACAGGACCGAAGAAAACAGAGGAUUUCUCCAAGGACGCGUAACGUAAAAAAAGGGAUUAUUGUGCAUCAUUUUGGGCAGCAAGAAUAAUGCCACGGAGGGCGAAAUAAAAAAUAUUCUCAAGUCGGAUUAUGCGAUAAAUUGUUACUGAAGUGUAAAUGUUUUCUCACGUGUUAAAUCAUUAAAUAUAAGCCACCCAAGGAGCUGCACACAAUUCGUUUAGAGCCCGGCCAUAUGGCCAUUGUUACCUUUUACCACCGACCUAAAACUCAAAGAAAGCCCAUCGAAAGGCAAUGUGAAACUUGUUAAACACUAUAAAUGGUCGAAGUUUUUAAGGUUUUUUUUGUGCGAAAACUUUUGCCCAUUAGUCAUCGAGAACAUUGUGUGAUAGUUCUGCAUGAAAGCCGUGCAAGUUAUUAACUUUUAAGAAAGUGAGCCGGGAACCAAGGAAAAGGAAAUUCUAUGUAAUUAAUUGCAAAACGAUUAUGAAAGUUUAAGUGGAAAUAAGUUGAUUUAUAUUUCUUGGCAAGUUCGAGCACUUGACUCUUCCAUUGAUUGAGCUGUUGAAGUAAAAGUGCAAGAUGUAGAAAUAUGUUUUAAAAAGUUUCAUUACCAUGCAGAAGUGUUAAUUCUGUUCAGAUUAAAUUUUUUAAAAAUACCAUUCUUAAUGGUAAGGUUAAAUUGAAUUCUCCUUGUGCUUUUACAACUCAAUUAAAUGGUAUUCCAAAACCACUGCUGUAAUCACAAUAAAAUCGUAUGCAAACAACAUUUUAGGUAAAUGUAUUUAUUAGGGAUUAAACGGAUUUGUGCUGUUCAACAAAAUAAGUUUUGGAAGAGACCAAAAAGCUAAAUAAACAAAUUGGAUUACCAUGGAAUAAAGUCAAGUUCCGAUGCCAGUUUAUUUGUCUAUGUUGGUGCCACUGCAUCGCCAAUAAAAGUUUGCCACUCAACAAAGGCGAAAACACUUAAAUAAAUAUAUAAAUCAAGCAACACAAAAAUUGUGCAAAACGAGUGCAGAGACCGAGUAAGCCAACAAUGGGUUUGCAGGAAAAUCGCUUGAGAAAACGCAUCGAAAAACUUGUGGCCGACCCAUAAAGAAGAGUUGCAAUUUUUUGUCGAAAGCUAGAAAUAAAAUCAAAUGAAAUAAAAUAAAAUGAAACAGUAUAGAGGUUAGAUAGAACCCAAAUGGAGGCAAGCCAGGACCCAAGCCAGCCCCAAGUGUAUUAAUUCAAUAAACCUAUUUAUCUGAGACUUCGGCUGGGAUUUCGAGAACGGAGCAGAGAAUGCGACAAAGUUUGGCAGCCAAGACGGCGCAGUGCAAUCAGCAGAUCCUGUCUGUCCUGGUCCUAGCCCUGGCCUUGGUCCCAAGGAGCACGAGAAGCCAGAUUCGAUGCCGCAAACGAGUCCCAAUUGGAGGCAGGCGGACAAUGAGCGCACAAAAGGCGCUGUAAGUGUCAUUGCAGCCAGGAACUGGGCCACUGGGACUGCCACGCAGGACUGGAGCCAGAAGAGCAGCAGUAGCUGGAGCAGCACCAGUCGAAGAACCGGAAUCAGCAGAACCAGGACCCGGCCAGCCACGUUGACAACCGAGAUGACAGUGGCAGGACGAGCAGAACGAGCAGGAGUAGGAGCGCCGUGGUGUCGCCGAUUUUUCCACACAUCCCCACCAGCGUCUUGGCUGCGCAUCAGCUUCGUCCUUUUGGUCCUUCCAGCUCUCGGCUUUGGGAUACAAGUAGUCACCUGCAGCAAUCCGGAACUGGGAGCAAGUGCUCCAGAUCCAGUGGAUUUAACACGGGGAGGGAAAAGCACUGAGGGACAGCUUACGACGGCCACAAGAUCCACUCUGCCAGAUAGUCCAAUGACAACACAAAACGAUCUAAUUACGACAGCCAGCAACUUAGCGACAGCAAAAAAGCCAGCCACAGCAGCCUCAGAGGCAGUAGAUACGGCAGAAAUAGCAGAAACAGCACCACCGACAGAGGCAACCAGCUCAUGGAGCUCCACGGCCGUAGCCCGGGGCAUGUCAUCAGCAGAUGGAGCAGGGGAGGCGAUAGCAACCAGCCAGUCAGCACAAAUUGGGCUAACUACUCAGGCCACAGUACGGCAAACAGAAGCGCAGACAGCAUCAGCAGCGACACAAGCCGCAGCAGCAACAUCAGCAGCAAUAGCAUCAGCAUCAGCAGCAGCAGCAGCAGCAACAGAGACCGCAGCAGAGAUGCUCAUAUCAACAAUUUAUCCAGCAUCAACGGAAACGGAUGUGCACAACUCCAUUGAGCGCGUAGAGGGGCGAAGUGGAAAGAUGGCGAAUGCGGUGCAUCCGGGUGUCGCUGAUUCAUUGACCAAGGGCUUCUCCAUUCCGACCUUCCUGCCGCCAUUUCCCGUUUUCGCGGCCGCGGAUUUGCCAGCUUACCGCGCCGCUGCUGAUGCAGCCGAGGCGGCCAAGUUGGCGGCAGAGGCGGCAGCCCAGGCAGCGGCCGCCAAAACAUCCUCGGAAGCGGUGACAAUGUCGCCGGAGGAGCAGCGCCGUCAAAUGUUUAAUGAGCAGCACUCCUACCUGGCCGCCCACCGCGAUGGCAGCGAGGGGGCGGGGUCGGCGGUGCGGCGCAACCUGACAAUGCCCGUGCUAAACAUCACCGCCCAGAUGGGAAACCACGCCUACAUGCCGUGCCAGAUACAUCGAUUGUCGGAUAAACCCGUUUCAUGGGUGCGCAUGCGCGAUAACCACAUAAUCAGCGUGGACGAGACCACCUUUAUAGCGGACGAGCGAUUCCAAUCGAUAUAUCAGGAGGAUCACGACUACACCUGGUCCCUGCAGAUCAAGUACGUGGAGCCAAGCGAUGCCGGAUGGUACGAGUGCCAGAUGGCAACGGAGCCAAAGCUGAGUGCCAAAGUCCACCUGCAAAUAGUCAAACCCAAGACUGAGCUGAUUGGGGAUCAGAGCCGCUUCGUGAAGGCGGGCAGCAAGGUGGCGCUGCACUGCAUCGUACGGGGCACCUUGGAUCCGCCCAAGUACAUAAUCUGGUUCCGGGGCCAGAAGAAGAUUAGCGAUAGUGACGAGCAAACUGGCUGGUACACGCAGCUAGAUCGGAAUAUAUUUGGAACCGUGGGCGAUAAUCAGAACACGAUCGGCUCAUUAAUUAUACCGCUCGUGCGGAAGGAGGAUUCCGGCAAUUAUACGUGCCAGCCGUCGAACAGCGUCUCCGUGUCCGUGGACCUGCACGUGCUAAGCGGUGAAUAUUCCGCAUCGGCCAUCAUGUCAACGGCGGCAAGGACGACGAAAGGCGGGAGGAGCACGUGCCAUUCGACGCUGGGACUCCUGGGAAUUCUUGGACUCCUAUGGGCGAUGCAGGGAGCGAUGCACACACCACCGACCCAGACGUGACUCGCCUAUUGAACGCCUGGUCGUGGCGUCCGACUUCCAAUUAUUUGUAAGCUUUUGCGCCAUCUGCAGUUACGUAAUUUAGGUUAGAGAUUAAUUAAAGGCGGCCUUGUAAAUAGCGGAGAUGACAACAGGGGCAGAAGGUGGAGCAGGAGCAGAGCAGGAGCAGGAGCUGGAGUCCUGUCGAAACUGAAUUGACGGUUCUGUAAUUAGGUUAAACGUUGCCAUAACUCUCAUGUCUGUGUGUCUCACAUUAUCCCCGUACCAUACUGCAUUCAAUCUAAUGUAAAAUUCAAUUUAAGCAGACCCCAUUUCAAGUUGUGAAAUCGAAUCAAUAAUUAGAUUAUUGUCGGAGAGAAAUAUUAUUAAAUGAAAAUAAUAAAACUGAAUCAUAAAAAUCCAUCAUAAAUAACAGGCAUUCAAUAAAUCAUGUGAAACUUUA
This is a messenger RNA of Drosophila simulans, 4221 nucleotides long. RefSeq lists its product as uncharacterized. Gene Ontology annotation, cellular component: neuron projection membrane. NCBI's taxonomy places the organism in Eukaryota, Metazoa, Arthropoda, Insecta, Diptera, Drosophilidae. Gene Ontology annotation, biological process: synapse organization. The record is from RefSeq and is a predicted model, not a curated record. The transcript has 6 exons. Bases 1791 to 3782 code for a protein of 663 amino acids.